AUGUGCCAGAGAGGGUGCCCGGAGGAAGGGGGCUCCUGGCGGCAACAACAAGAGGAACAGGUGGCGGGACGGGCUUACAGCGAGGACGGACAGCUUUCAGCGGCAGUCGAGAUCAAGCGUCCGUGCCGCUGCGGCGGCGAUGACGGUGUGGCCGACCGGACGGACGGACCAGCGGGGGUCUCGCCGUCAAUGGCGAGGCUGGGCACCUCUGUCGUAAAGGCGUCGUCCCCAUCAAUAGGGGACUUGACAGACGACACGGCGAGGGCGGUUACCACGACCACGAUCACUACGGCGACGACAAUCGCAGCAUGCGAGGCAACUCACCGUCAGCACUCCGAUCAACGGCCGCGGGUUUCUCCUCCAGAAACUGCUUCUGUGUUCUCCCUAGCCGGGGAUGUUCGCUUGAGGAUCAGAGGCAGCUCAGACGGCAGGAGCAGCAGCAGCGACCUUUCGUCGUUGUCGGCACAGUGGGCGAAUUCGGCGACCGAGUUCUACUUCUACCGACUACCAGGGAGAGGCGGCAGGCGAUGGCCGCGGGGCCCGGAGCGUCAGAUUGGACUCUACGGAGGGGAAGCUGCGGCGUUGUCGCUUCUCCCGUGCCCUCUGAUUGGCUGGUCCCCAAGGCCGGAAGACGUGAUGGAGGCGCUCUCCGAAGGAGGGGGGAGCCUGCGCGCAUACUCAAUAUCCCCGUCAGAAUUCGACACCGGAGUGGCGGAUAAUGUUCGGGGACAGGAGGUGACGCCCGACAUUCCCAAGGUCAAGGAUCUGGGCGUCGAGCAGAAACGAGAGGCGGCCGGGGGCGGGGGGCGGGCACAAGCGGCCGUAGAUGAGCUGGUUCGAGUCGGGUAUGCCCGAAAGCGGGCCAUCCUAGGGCUGCUGACUCUGACCCCUAAGAUGGAGGAUACGUGUAAGGCGGUCCUCAAGAUCUUCCUGGGUCAAGACUGGGACCCGCAACGGGAUGUCAUGGCGCGCAUCACAUUGGGGCUGAUAAAGAUGGCGCCCAUGACCAGGCGAAUGUGUCCCCCCGCCAUGCCCAUCCUGUGGGAAGCUCAACAAGCACGAAAUUUUGUUGCCACCUCCGGCCUUUGCCGUGGCCGUAGCAGCGAAAAUCAAGGCAUCGGCGUCGAGCUAGAUGGCCGGAUGAGUGGGCUUGUGGGGGACCUGUGCGUCAAGCUGCACUUGUGGUGCUACAAGAUCCUACGGCCCCGUGGCGGCUCCAGGGACAUCGAACUCAGCGACCUCAACGAAGUAACAACGAACGAGACAAACGGCCACCCGGCGUCCCCCCUGGUGUGGAGUGGUCCCAUGGCCAAAGCUUUGGGGUUGCUCGGGGGAGCUGUGGCACACAGCAGCGGCACCAGCAUCGGUAGCAAUGUGGGCGGGACUGUCGGCGGGAAAGUCGAUGAGAUCGCUGUGGGCGACGGGGGCGGCGGCCAUCGCUGGAUUGCGGCGUUGUCGAGAGAGAAGCGGACGAGGGAAGCGGCGUGCUUUCGGCUUAAGGAUGCCGCCUCCCGCGUGGUUAGCGUCAUCGGCAGUAUUGUGGAAGGGCUGCAGAAGCAAAAGACAUACGAGGUUGCCGUGAUGCUCCUUCGCCUAAUGGUUCGAUCUGACCAGGGCCUGGCUGGAUCAGACUACCGCGAGGCGGCGCCUGACUUGGUGUGGGCGGCAGACUGGGUCACCAGCAAGCACAGGGGCUACGCGUACACAAGGUUGGCCAUCAACCUCAAGCACCUCAAGAACCCCGGGCGCCGCCAGCUGGAGACCGUCAUGGAGGCCUGCGACGACGACGGAGUGCAGGGGGGCGACCGGGUGGAGCUCCGAGAAAGAUACGAUUUUCUCCACAAGAAGUUCGGCGACAGUCAAGAUACGCCCUUGAAAGAACGGCGCUUCCGCUACGAAGAGGAGGUCUUGGUCGUGAACAUGGAAACUCAAAAGGAGGGGAAUCAGAGGUCGAAGAGCGGGGGACGAAAGCUGUACUUCGACAAACCUGAUGUCGGCGAGCCACGCUGGGGCGAACGAAAUUCACUGAACGUGGAAGAAGUGCUGUUGAGAGAAAGAUAUCGCUCGGGCGGAUGGCUGGGGCUGCACUGCGAGUCCUCCCUCAACAUGUUUCUAACGGUGCUCUUGCUGUGGGAGGAGGUUUUCGACGAGCGAGUGCAUGCGGCACUUCCGCACGUAAUCAUGAGCUCGCCUUUAGACAUGCAGGACAAGUUUUUCUGCAGCCGGAGAGAAGGCCUGUCGAGACGUUUGCGGACAAUUUCACGAUCUUCUGAUGAGCAGCUGUGGUUGGACGUCGGGCAGCGCUACGACAGGUUCAGCGGAGUAGUAGCCAUUUGGUGCGACUGGAACAGGUUUCCUAAACAGCAGGUGAUGGAGAUCUGCGCCGCGUUCGGCGGGCGGCGACUGUCUGAUCUCCUCAGUACGACAACCACCACCAUAACACAGUUACGCUUCGGGUUCCCGGACGUGGUCCUCUGGAGGCCCAAGAGUGACAAGGGCGUUGCCGAGAGCAGAUCUGGUGGUGGCAGUGGUACCGGCGAGGAGGAGGGACUCGACUGGAGCGCCAAGACACACUUCGGCCUGGGGUGGGAGGGCUACGGUCAAGGGUGGGAGGUGCAGGUGGUCGAAGUGAAGUCCAAGGACGACAUCACCAGCCACGCGCAGAAGGCCUGGCUGAUGGAGCUAGAGAACGCUCGCGUGCCGGCCAUGGUUACUCGCGUGCUGGCUGAGAAGGAGGCCUCGAAAAUGUUGUUAUAACAUCUUGAUCGCGGAGGAUGGCACACGGUAUCCUCAGGGGGUGGUUCGGGGUGGGUAUGGCUUAAUUUUCUUGCUUGGCAGAGUCGUUGACUCUACUCCUUACCAUGGACGAAAUGUGAAUGGGGUGGAGUUACGCCACCGGCAGCGCAGCGUUCAUAGACACGGUCUUGGUAGUCAGAUUGAACUUGAGAUAUUGGUCGUGCCUCGUUUUCAGAUCGGUCAAAUUUCGUGGACCAUUAUUUUAUAUUCGUAUGGUAUUGUCGUCUUGAGAAGUGUAUCGAAGGGUGUUGCAUCCUUGGCAGACAUUCCUGCGUGGUUUUACCCGAGGUGCUGUUGCGGAACGCCUUGCGGGUUGCGCUGUGGGGUUUACGUGGUGGGGUUUCAGGUGCAGACGACACUGACGGGCCUGCUGGCCGCGGUAGGUCUCCCUCACGUUGCGGCUCAACGGGGGAAUUACCGCGGGAUCGUGUUUGAGUCGACCGUCGCACAUCAUGCCAGGAUGUUUGCGCUU
This is a messenger RNA of Ectocarpus siliculosus, 3268 nucleotides long. Lineage: Eukaryota; Phaeophyceae; Ectocarpales; Ectocarpaceae. The record is from the annotation of a GenBank genome assembly.